Malaya genurostris is the source of this 899-nucleotide messenger RNA. Its product is annotated as gametocyte-specific factor 1 homolog. The record is from RefSeq and is a predicted model, not a curated record. NCBI's taxonomy places the organism in Eukaryota, Metazoa, Arthropoda, Insecta, Diptera, Culicidae. The transcript has a single exon. Bases 267 to 899 code for a protein of 210 amino acids.
GAUAAAAGUUCGAGGAGGCCAAAGCCAUCCUAAAUACGUAUACUUACCUGUGAUAAAAAGCAACCAAUACACACAGUAAUAGUGUACCUAACAUUAUAAUUACCUGUAUUCAGGGGUAGAAAAUAAUAAAUCAUCCUAAAUACCAAUAAGGACACCAUCUACCUGGUUUAUUGAAUAUAAAAUGAAGUCACUGCUUCUAGUGCAUCAGUAAAAAUUAUCAGGUGCAAGCAUAUGCAUAUAUUAAAUCUUAAAAGUAAAUAGUAACAAUGCCGGAGUUAGUUGAGUUUGUGGAGUGUCCAUAUAAUCGUUCCCAUCGAAUCAUGCCACACGUCAUGCCUAAACAUUUGUUCAAGUGUCGAAAAAAUUACCCUUCAGUAAAGUUAGCAAACUGUCCGUUCAACACUGUGCAUCAGAUACCGUUUCCGGAAAUGAAACUUCACACCGAAACCUGUCCGGAUCGAGCAUCUUUCGAACUGUACAAGUACUGCAUAUCCAACUUUCCAUCCAAUCGAACCAAAACGAAUCGAGAGCUAAAAUCUCGACUAAUCUAUCCCGAUCAAGGAAAGCAUGCUCAACAAGAGCGAUCGAGGGAUUCUGUUCCGGAGUUGGUUUAUCACAAUGCAGCACCUUCCAAGAUGACGGGAAAAACACUCCUCGAUGACGACGAGUGUUGGGACGAUUGUAAUGUACCAGCUUACAAUCCCCAAGAGUACUGCAAAAAUGCCAAGGUUAUUCGCAAAGCGACGCUGAUGAAGCCAUCAGAGAAGAAAGAAUUCUACCGCGACGAACGACGCCGAUUUAAAGAAAUUGACCGUCAGCUGGAAAAGAAGUCGCAGCUUGCCGAUGAGGAUUUGAAUCACAUAGUGUCAUCGUUUUCACGAAAAGUGAAAAUUAAUUGA